This is a messenger RNA of Chionomys nivalis (European snow vole), 1872 nucleotides long. It is a transcript of the gene Mrpl4, whose product is annotated as mitochondrial ribosomal protein L4. Gene Ontology annotation, molecular function: structural constituent of ribosome. Bases 126 to 1010 code for a protein of 294 amino acids. The transcript is spliced from 9 exons. The record is from RefSeq and is a predicted model, not a curated record. Gene Ontology annotation, biological process: translation. Lineage: Eukaryota; Metazoa; Chordata; Mammalia; Rodentia; Cricetidae. Gene Ontology annotation, cellular component: ribosome.
GCGCGUUCUAGAGCCGAGGGCCACGGAGUCGCAUUCGUGACGUCUGGCGGCGCAGCCUGACGUCAUCAGCACUGGCCGCGAGCCUCCUGGGGGCUCGGGAUCUCCGCUCCGGUAUUUGACCCGCGAUGCUGCGAUUGUUUCGGGCCGCUUCGCAGGCCUGGCAUCGACCCUCUGGCUCCCGGGUCCUCACCUCUCUAGCGGAGCACUCGGCACGGCCAGCCGAGAGCUCGGAGCCGGGGGAUAGCGCGGGUCUCCUUAGUCCCGUGUUGCGCAAGUGCGAGCUCCGGGUCCCAGCGCACCGGCGCCCCGUGCAGGCCUGGGUCGAGUCGCUGCGUGGCUUCGAGCAGGAGCGGGUCGGCCUGGCGGAGCUGCACCCGGAUGUGUUUGCCACGGCGCCCCGGCUGGAUGUUCUGCACCAGGUUGCCAUCUGGCAGAAGAACUUCAAGAGAAUCAGCUAUGCUAAGACCAAGACCAGGGCUGAGGUGAGUGGUGGUGGCCGCAAGCCCUGGCAACAGAAAGGCAGUGGCCGUGCCCGGCAUGGCAGCAUCCGUUCCCCCAUAUGGCGGGGAGGAGGCGUAGCCCAUGGUCCCCGGGGCCCUACAAGUUACUACUACAUGUUGCCCAUGAAAGUGAGGGCACUGGGCCUCAAGGUGGCCUUGACUGUCAAGCUGAUGCAGGAUGACCUUCACAUCGUGGAUUCUCUGGAACUGCCCACUGCAGACCCUCAGUACCUGACAGAGCUGGCCCAGUACCGCCACUGGGGGAGUUCCGUGCUCCUUGUAGACUUGACACAUGAAGAGAUGCCCAAGAAUGUUGUGGCAGCCACCUCCAGGCUCAAGAGCUUCAAUUUGAUCCCUGCAGUUGGCCUGAAUGUGUACAGCAUGCUCAAACACGAGACUCUGGUCCUCACCCUGCCCUCCAUCGCCUUCCUGGAGGACAAGCUGCUCUGGCAGGAUUCAAGAUACACUCCGCUCUACCCCUUCCGCUUGCCCUACAAUGACUUCCCCUGACCCGGGCACCUAGAGGCCCACCCCACUUGGGGACCAGGUCAGCACAUCAUCUGUCCUGUAAAAAAGCUGUUUCCUGGAAGCUGCUGGGUCCUGGUGCCAGGAGCCAAGACGACGAGUGCCUCCUGGGGAUCUCUUGCCACAUUAAAAGUAAACCCUGUUGUUGACAAGACUUGGGAAUGGAGCUGUCACUGCGUGUGGGGUCUGUCAGCGCUUAGGCUGUUAAUCCAGUGCUGGGCAUCCUAGGAGCCUCCUCCAGGGCUCACAUCUUGCUCCGAUGGCAGCCUUGGGGCUGCCCGUAUAUUACAUAAUAUCAGGAGGAGCUUCUUCCUGCUGCCCGUAUAUUACAGUACAAUGUCAGGAGGAGCUUCUUCCUGCUGAGGCAGAUGCUGGGAAGGUGCUCGGGUGCCAAGCCAGCAGCCUGCAUUCACCUCUGGAGGAUCUACCAGCUGUGUGCCUUGCGGGCUUCCUCUGACAGCUUUCCUCAGGCACAGAAUCAGACAAACCAGUGUCAUGUGUUUUUUUUUUUUUUUUUUUUUUUUUUUUUUGGUUUUUCGAGACAGGGUUUCUCUGUAGCUUUGGAGCCUGUCCUGGAACUCUCUUUGUAGACCAGGCUGGUCUCGAACUCACAGAGAUCCACCUGCCUCUGCCUCCCAAGUGCUGGGAUUAAAGGCGUGCGCCACCACUGCCCGGCUCAUGUGUUCUUGUGAUAAAACAAAAACUGUUUAAAGACACCACACCGGUAUUCAGUUUUGCUUUUUGUUGUUUUUGUCAAGACAGGGUUUCUCUGUGUAACCAUGGCUGUCUUACUCUCUAGAUCAGGCUGGCCUUGAAUUCAGAGAUCUUCCUGCCCCUGCCUUCCAAG